Messenger RNA from Seriola dumerili (greater amberjack), 4485 nucleotides. RefSeq names its product zinc finger protein 280D (gene znf280d). Bases 299 to 2821 code for a protein of 840 amino acids. The record is from RefSeq and is a predicted model, not a curated record. Gene Ontology annotation, biological process: regulation of DNA-templated transcription. The transcript is spliced from 18 exons. Gene Ontology annotation, molecular function: DNA-binding transcription factor activity, RNA polymerase II-specific; RNA polymerase II cis-regulatory region sequence-specific DNA binding. Lineage: Eukaryota; Metazoa; Chordata; Actinopteri; Carangiformes; Carangidae.
AGAAGAAGAAGAAGAAGAGGAGGAAAAGAUGCGGCUGGUAGCCUGAUUGGUGCAGACAGUCUGAGUGUUUCCGCCGCCUUGGGCUAGCAGAUGUACUUUCCACCCCCCUCUCUCUCCCUGUGUGAAAUAGUCCCGCACUAUCUAAACUACAUCGUCCUCGGUCCAAGGACUUUGCUGAAGUUAAGUUAUCUAGACACGGUUCUGAGGGUGGGUGUGAGAGAGGCAGGCAGAAACUCAGAGCCUGCACACCACACUCUGAGUGCAGUCUUUGUCCCAACAUCCACCUCUCAGCUCCACAAUGUCUGAACUUUUUAUGGAGUGUGUUGAGGAGGAGCUGGAGCCGUGGCAGAAACAAGUUCCUGAAGUUCACUUGAUAGAGGAUGAUGAUGAUGAACCUAUCUUCGUUGGAGUGCUCUCUAAUAACCCAAAGGAUGGUAAGCCUAACCCUCCACCUCCUCAGAGGAACAGUGCAGGGAAACAAGAAAUAAAGCGUCCUGCUCCUCAGCCUGCCGUUGGCCCUGCACCAAUAAUGCUGCCACUGAAUGUGGUUGGAAAUGCUGUGAAUACUGCAGCACCCAGUCUGACAACAGUGACUCCGCAGCCUGUUAUUGUCAAUAACCAGGGCUUUAUUGUCACUUCUCCGCAAAUAACAAACAACAGUGAGUUUAUUGCCUCUCUUGGGACACAUUACCCCCCUGGGACAUCAUUUACAAUUGUACCAGCUGGUCAGCAGCAGCUUUUUCAGCAGGUCAGUCCAGGCACAGUAAUACCUGGUGCUGUCCACAGGCCUCAGGUGCAACAAAUCAGCAACAACGUUGUGACGUUGUCUAACGUCCAGAGUCCUGCUGUGUAUUCAACACAAACUAACCAGCUGCAACCCAACCGGCCGAACUCCCAGACUCUUCAGACCUUCUGUCUACCUAUACAGGCCAAUAGCACCAACAGAGAUCAAAGCCCAGUCAAACGAUUGCUACCACAGCAAAUAGACAGCACUCCAAAAAGAGCAAAGCUUGAUUUGGGGCCGGCAAAAGUAACUGUCCGAGUGGAAAAUGGGAUUUUAAAGCAAAAGUGCUCCAAGUGUCAAGAAGAAUUCCUUACACAAGAAGACCUGAAUUUUCAUAUGACAAGUUGCUGUACAAAUAUUGAAAGUACACCUACAUCAGCCCAGAACAUGAGUGCAAACAAGCGCAUUAUGCUGGUCUCAGAUUUCUACUACGGUCGGUUUGAGGGAGAUGGGAACAAGGAGGUGCAGAAGACCAACACUACUUUCAAGUGCCAGAGCUGUUUGAAAGUUCUCAAGAACAACAUCAGGUUCAUGAACCAUAUGAAACACCACCUGGAGCUGGAAAAGCAGAACAGUGAGAGCUGGGAGAGCCACACAACAUGCCAGCAUUGCUACCGACAGUAUAUGACUCCAUUCCAGCUGCAGUGCCACAUCGAGAGUGCUCACAGCCCGAUCGAAUCUUCAACCAACUGCAAGAUAUGUGAGCUGGCGUUUGAGUCAGAGCAGGUACUUCUGGAACACAUGAAGGAUAACCACAAGCCCGGGGAAAUGCCUUAUGUCUGCCAGGUGUGCAAUUACAGGUCCUCUUUCUUCUCAGAUGUGGAGGCACAUUUCCGAAGUGUCCAUGAAAACACAAAAGACCUACUCUGUCCCUUCUGCCUCAAAGUUAAUAGAAGUAGUCAUAUGUACAUGCAGCACUACAUGAAACAUCAGAAAAAAGGGAUCCAUCGGUGUGGAAAAUGCAGACUGAAUUUCCUCACCUACAAGGAGAAAGUGGAGCACAGGACUCACGUCCACAAGACUUUCAGAAAACCUAAAGCCCUGGAGGGCCUCCCUCCGGGUACAAAGGUGACCAUUCGAGCCUCCCUCACAGGAAAGACACCCGUAGUGCAGAUCUCCCCUGAGCGAUCAGGCUUUACUCCAGAAACACUAAGUUUCAGUCAGCAAACCAAACCUCCAGUCAGCGUAUCCAAGUCUAAAUCGAACGUCUCUGGAGCAGGAAAAGCCAAGACAGCUCAGAACAAGAAGCAAGAUGCUCGAAAUGGCAAGCACAACCUGGCACUCAGGAAUCUCAGAGCCAGUGGAGGGCGUCACACGUGCAUCGAGUGCAAGACAGAAAUCGACCACUUCUUUUCUCAUUUCCCAAUGCUUUCAAAUUGUGGUGCGUGCAAAUAUCGUACAAGUUGCAAAGUUUCAAUUGGGAAUCAUAUGAUAAGAUUUCAUAGUACCAUCAAAAAAAACAGAUUCUCGAAAAUGGAUCAUAAGAAAAAUUCAUCUACAUUAAAAUUAACCCUGGUCUGUCUCAACUGUGACCUCCUGGUGGAUGCAUCAGGUGGUGACUUGAUGACCAAACAUUUAACUGAUCGACCAAAUCACAUAUGCAAAGUCAUUCAGGAGAAAGCAGAUACCAAAGCCAAAGAUCGAGUGCAUCUCGUCUUGGGGCAGCCAGCAAGAGUCUUGUACCUCUUGACAUCAGCACCCGCUCAAAGACCAAAGGAAAUGGGCUUGAAACUAGUUGAAAGUGCCACACCUGGAAGUGUUACUGUUGCCACCGUUGGUCAACCAGAACCGGAGCCAAUGUUACCAGCAGGUGAUCAGAAAAAGGAUUCCACAGAAAUAAUCAUCAAUGAAGGUUCCAUUAAAGGAGAAGUAAAGCAGUCUUCGCUGCCCGCUUCAUCGUCUUCCUGCACAUCAGAUCAGGUUUUAGAUCUCGGUGAUGGGUCGGUGGAUAACUCUGAGAGCUCAGAUAUCGCAGAGCAGCUCCCUGUCGAAGGGAUUGUCCCUGACCAUAGGGAACAUGAAACUAAAGCUGAAUGAACUUGUACUAAACGAUGCACAUGACAAACAAGAGAGGUCUGCAAAGUUAAAAAUAACUGCGUCAGCCAUACCACUGCAGAGUAAUUUCUUUUACAAACAUCAAUUAUAUAAUGAUGUUGCUUUGGCUGCUGGUAUUUGCUCCUACUACUACUCAAGAUUCAUGUGUUUGGUAAGUCAGUUUCAACGCUUGGGAAAAAAAAUACUUUAUCACAGGUUUUUUUUUUUUCUUUAACUCCUCUGCCAAACUUGCAUUCCCUAAACCUAUGUAAGGUUUUAUUGUAUUAAUGAAUAAAAAUGCAUACCCUACAAUUUUAUUUUCCCCAUAAAGUAUCUAAUGAGAACAUUUGCAAACAUCAGAAAUUGUUAUUCUGCACUUAGACUGAUUCCAUGCAGUGUCUGUUGUUGAUUAGACUUAAAUGACUGUGGCUCAUUUAAUAUUUCUUAAAUGUUUCAAAAAUUGGUUGAUGUUAUCCCUAAGGAAACCCCAUCUGCCAGAAGGAGGACAGUACUUGGCUCUGCUCGUGAUCCUCAGUGUCAGACUUUUAUCUGCUUAACUGACAAAGACGAACACAUAUAUCUGUGAUCUGACCGUAAAAUUCUAAAACAAGAUUUACCCCCAAAAACACAUUCAGUGGCACAAAAUAUACAUUCUCAUAUUCGCUUGUAUGAUUUAUUAAUAUAAUUUAAGUUCCAAGACUAUUUUGUGUGUGAGUUGAGAUGAUUUUUAGAUUUUUAUCGUCCUUUAAUCUGUGGUUUUCUAUCAUUGUAUAAUGUGUUCAGUAUUUUUUGUGAUCACAAGCAGCUCCCUUUUUAUAUUGAAUCUGUGGUUGGUAUACCAACAACGAAAACAUACAGUAUUGCUGAAAUGUAUACAUUGUUUACAGAAAGAUCCUGGUUUGUGGCAGGAAUGUCAGUCUAUAAUUGAUGUGGAACAGGUAUAUUGUUGAGAGCUGAGGUGUGAAUGUAUCAGUAACUAUUAUCUCGGCACACAGAAAGUUGCUUCAAAACCAUUAAUAAAUUCAGUAGUACAUAUAGAGAAAAUAUUAGUAUGACAUUUAUUCCCUGAGAAAGAGAAUGUUAGUUUUGUGGAAAGUGUGGCUGGGACAAAACUCCAGCAAUGGAAAGGGGCAUUAGGAGGAAAAUGACCACAACUAUUUGAGGAAUGAGCAAAAUAAUAGCUGUCUUUCUUUUAACUUUAUUCAGUGCCAGCCUGUAAAAGAAAUGCAUACACGUUACCUUGGGCACAGGUGCUCAGCACGACACGUCAACUUGAUUAAAUCUGUCAAUCAGUUUUUAUGUCCCAGCUGCUGGUUGAUUAAGUUGCCUUUUAUUUUGCAUUUAUUGAAAAAAGGCAAAUUCCCGGUGGCUCUGGGAAUAUUUUAUACACUGCGUUUUGUUUACUUUGUGUGGCUUAAAAUGUCAAAUGUCAUUGUUUAUGUCAUAGAUUUUUAAAAAGGGUUUUCCCUUUUAUAUAAAGUAUCGCUAGAGCAAGUCCUUAAAUGCAUCUAUGUCUAUGAUGGCACUGUAAAUGUAACCCCCCGAGUCUGUUUUGAAUACAUUCCUCUAAAGAUAUACUGUGUUCCCCUUAGGACACAUUUUCCUCAGAGAUCUGUAAACUACUGGGUUUGGAUCGGUGUUUUUCUGUUAUGUAAAUAAAUCUUUAA